Messenger RNA from Monomorium pharaonis (pharaoh ant), 3060 nucleotides. RefSeq names its product ADAM 17-like protease (gene Tace). The transcript has 14 exons. Gene Ontology annotation, molecular function: metalloendopeptidase activity. Lineage: Eukaryota; Metazoa; Arthropoda; Insecta; Hymenoptera; Formicidae. Gene Ontology annotation, cellular component: plasma membrane. The coding region runs from base 308 to 2512 and encodes 734 amino acids. Gene Ontology annotation, biological process: Notch signaling pathway; membrane protein ectodomain proteolysis. The record is from RefSeq and is a predicted model, not a curated record.
ACGAUCAAAAGGAGUGGUUAUAACGGCGUGAUAUAACCUCUUAGUUGUUCGUGCAACCUGUCAUCGUGACAAUGUAGAGAAGUGAUAUAGAGAAAUGAAGCUUAGAUGAUCUGACACAAUCCAGGUUUACGCUUCCCGCCCAUCGUAAUUAUGCCAUAAAUCGUUCUUUUGAUGGAUUGUGUUCAAAGCACUUACAAAAUUGUGAUACGACGUCGCGUAUUAUUGUCAACAAUACGAUCUCGAACGUAGAAAAAAACAAAGGAAAGUCGCGCUUUCCCACCUGCAUAGUUAAUUCUUUUCAUCAACAAUGGAGAAGCGAAACGUUCUAUUUAUCUACUGCGCUUUUAUUAUUCUUCAAGAUGUUUAUGGACUUCACAGAAGCUUGAAAUACUACGAGACAAUUCACAGCACUCACUUUCAACAUAGGAUUGUAAAGCGAGGCAUUCAACAUAGUUAUCACCCAUAUAAUAAAAUAAGUGAAUUGGAAUUUUAUUCACAUGGACGACAUUUCCGGUUGAUUUUAACACCCAGAAGGGAAGUUAUACAUUCAAACUUUAAGGCAUAUGAGGUAGAUGCCGAGGGAAAAGAGAAAACUAUACAUUUAGAUCACGAUAAUUUUUAUCACGGCCGAGUUUUUGGAGAAAUUGAGUCUCACACUCAGAUGCACAUUGAUAAUGGGGUUAUGACAGGUAGCAUAACAAUUGCAGAUGAGACCUUUCAUAUUGAACCAUCCUGGAGGCAUCUUCCUCAGUUAGAUAAUCAAACGAUGAUCAUUUAUAAAUCUUCUGAUGUUAAACUCAGCUGGGAGCACUAUCAAGAUGGAGAGGGCCAUACGCACGGAAUUCCAAAAACUUGCGGUUAUGUCAAGGAAGACUUAAAUUAUACUCUGAAUGACAAUUCUGAAGAGGAUAUUAUGGAAAUGGACAAUAGUAAUAGCAGAGUGAAGCGGCAAACAGAGACUUACGAGUAUACACCAACGAAAACGAGAUGCCCAUUACUACUGGUCGCUGAUUAUCGAUUUUACCAGGAAAUGGGCGCUAGCAGUACAAAAACAACAAUUAAUUAUUUGAUAAGUUUGAUCGAUAGAGUACAUAAGAUUUACAAUGACACUUUAUGGCAAGAACAUCAAGAAGAGGACGGUUUCAAGGGGAUGGGUUUUGUCAUCAAAAAGAUCGUUGUUCACAGCGAACCUACUCGAGUACGGGGUGGUGAAACUCAUUACAAUAUGGUUCGCGAGAAAUGGGACGUCCGUACAUUGCUCGAGGUAUUUAGUCGAGAAUAUAGUCAUAAGGAUUUCUGCUUGGCGCAUUUGUUUACCGAUCUUAAAUUCGAAGGUGGUAUCCUCGGAUUGGCUUAUGUAGGAUCUCCUCGUAGAAAUUCAGUGGGUGGUAUCUGCACACCAGAAUAUUUUAAAAACGGAUAUACGUUGUACCUGAACUCUGGACUAAGCUCCAGUAGAAAUCAUUAUGGGCAAAGAGUAAUUACAAGGGAAGCUGACUUGGUUACAGCACACGAAUUUGGUCAUAAUUGGGGUUCCGAACAUGAUCCAGAUAUCUCAGAGUGCAGUCCAAGUGCGAGCCAAGGUGGAUCCUACUUAAUGUAUACCUACAGUGUUAGUGGCUAUGAUGUAAAUAACAAGAGAUUUUCUCCAUGCAGCUUGCGAUCUAUCAGAAAGGUUCUACAGGCCAAAUCUGGGCGCUGUUUCUCAGAGCCAGAAGAAUCGUUCUGCGGUAAUUUGAGGGUCGAGGGUGAUGAAGAAUGCGACGCAGGUCUCUUGGGAACGGAAGACAAUGACUCGUGUUGCGAUAAAAAUUGUAAGCUUCGAAGUAAUCAAGGAGCAGUUUGCAGUGACAAAAACUCGCCUUGCUGUCAGGGCUGCGCGUAUAUGCCUGCAGGUGUGAAAUGUCGUGAUGCGCAAUACGCCACUUGUGAACAAGAGUCGCGUUGCACCGGUGCAUCUAGCGAAUGCCCAAGAUCUCCUCCGAUGAAGGAUGGGACCGGUUGUCUAGAACGUGGACAAUGCCGCCUAGGCAAAUGCGUACCAUACUGCGAGACUCAAAAUUUACAAAGCUGCAUGUGUGAUACCAUUGGCGACGCGUGCAAAAGAUGCUGCAGAAUGAGUUUGAACGAAACGUGCUUCCCGAUAGAUCCACAGGACAUUUUACCCGAUGGAACGCCAUGCAUUCAAGGCUUUUGCAACAAAGGUGUGUGCGAGAAAACGAUUCAAGAUGUAGUGGAACGAUUCUGGGAUAUUAUCGAGGAUAUAAACAUCAACAAAGUUAUGCGCUUUCUGAAGGAUAAUAUAGUGGGUGCCGUGAUAAUAAUUACCGCCAUCAUAUGGAUACCAGUGAGUUGCGUUAUCAGCUAUAUCGACCACAGACUCGUGAAGGAGAGCGAGAAGAAGUGGCGGUGGAAACAUACAGAUGAACUCAUUCAUCCGGACGAGCCGCGACAAGUCAUUUAUGUAGGCGGUCAGCGACAAAGAGUGCAGCACGUCAUGCAUCAAUCGUGAAUUUAUAGAUCGUUUACGUAUUUCGAUAUCUAGUCAAAUCUAUAUGAAGUGAUAUAUAUAUUUGCUUUGAAAUGAUAAAAAUAUUGUGAAAAUCUCUCCCUUCUAUGUUGUAUGUACACAGCUUCUGUACGUACUUUUACAUAAUUUCUGUAAGAACGAAGUUUUGUAAUUGAAUUGAACGAUCGAUACAUUCCUGUAGUUAAAAAAGUUAGAAUUUAGGAAUUAUAUACAUGUAUAAAGUUUUUCACUACCGUAUUUUGAUACUACGUAUAUCAAGUAUUAUAAUCUCUUUGAAGUAUUACUUCUCUUUAAAGUUGGCACUUGCUACUUAUCAAGAUACAACUGCCAUGUUACUUUAAUAUAUUAUAACAUUUAAAUCCAUGAAGAAUUAAGAAUGAAAAGAUUUGCUUUAACCAAAUAUUGUACAAUUUACUUACUUAAACAAUAUUUUAGCAUUGUGAUGUACAAUUGUAAGUAUUGUAUAUGAAAAUAGAAUAGUCAUAUAGAAAUCUGUAAUGUUUAAAAAAUAAAUCUAAAAAUAUUUCAAU